AUGUCAAACUUUCUCAACCACGACUUCGGGUCCGAGGACGAGGAGGAUGAUUUCAACCCUGCUCCCCAAGAAGAGUCUGAUGUAGAGGAGCCCAGAGCCAAGCCAGCCAAGAAUGAACACGACGGUGGCGAUGGUGCCGAUGAGGAGGAGGAGGAUGAUGUGAAGUACCCUCGCGACGCACAUGCACAUGAGGAAGAUGCCAAGGAUGUCGAGGAUGACGACGAGGAGAAUGAGUUGGACGAUGAAGACGAGGAGGAGGAGGAUGAUGAGGAAGAGGAUGUGGCACGUCCACAAAAGCGAAUGAAGCGCGCUGCCAAUCCUUUCAUCGAAGACGAGGCCGGCGUCGAUGAUGAGGAGGACGAGGCCGAUGAUGAGGAAGAUGAACUCGCCGAAUAUGGCAUGGAAACACAUCCGGAUGAUCUUGAUGCGCUGCCCCAAGGCACCGAGACGGACGACCGCCGCCAUCGACAGUUGGAUCGCCAGCGCGAGAUUGACGCCAGUAUGGACGCAGAGAAGCAGGCCCAGAUGCUCAAGGAGCGAUAUGGACGCAACCGUGCUGCCGCAACAGAUUCCCUUGUGAUCCCAAAACGACUGCUGCUUCCCAGUGUGGAAGAUCCCAGCAUUUGGGGUGGCCGCUGCAAGCCUGGCAAGGAGAAAGAGGUCGUAUAUUCAAUCCAAAAACGAAUUGAAGAGCGCCCAGCAGGCUCCCGCAACCCCAUUCGAAUUAUCUCGGCUUUCGAGCGCGGAAACAUUAUGCAGGGCUGGUUCUACUGUGAAGCGCGCAGGCAGGCCGAUGUUAUCGAAGGCCUCGAGGCCAUCAACUUCUACUACCCAUCCCAGAAACUGACUCUGGUUCCAGUGAAGGAGAUGCCAGAUCUUCUUCGUGUCCAGAAAUCGGAAGAACUUUUGCCUGGUGGCUGGAUUCGCAUCAAGCGUGGCAAAUACCUCGGCGAUUUGGCCCAGAUUGAGGAGGUCGAAACCAAUGGAUUGAAUGUCACCGUGAGACUUGUUCCCCGACUGGACUAUGGCAUGAAUGACGAUGCUUUCGGUGCCCCUUCUGCGGAUGCUAAGCGCAAACGCGGUGCUGUGAACACCGUCCGCCCUCCCCAGCGCCUGUUCAGUGAGACAGAGGCGAAAAAGAAGCACGCAAAGUAUCUCUCGUCUACUUCUGGUCUAGGCGGAAAAUCAUGGAACUACUUGAAUGACAACUAUGUGGAUGGGUUCCUCAUCAAGGAUAUGCGUGUCCAGCACUUGAAUGCCAAGAAUGUCAACCCACGACUAGAGGAGGUUACAAUGUUCGCGCGUGGAGGAGAAGACGGAACUGCCAAUCUGGAUCUGGCGUCGCUGGCCGAGACUCUGAAGAACUCUACCGCUGAGGAUUCAUACCAACCGGGUGAUCCAGUGGAGGUUUACCGGGGUGAACAGCAGGGUCUUAUUGGUCGCACAGUGUCAACUCGAGGUGACAUUAUUUCAUUGCAAGUUACCGAGGGCGAGCUGGCCGGUCAGACAAUUGAUGCGCCGGUUCGAACUCUCCGUAAACGAUUCAGGGAAGGUGAUCACGUCAAGGUUAUCGGCGGCAGUCGAUACCAGAACGAACUGGGCAUGGUCGUGCAGGUCAAGGACGACACUGUCACUCUGCUCAGCGAUAUGAGCAUGCAGGAGAUCACAAUUUUCAGCAAGGAUCUUCGACUUUCUGCUGAGAUGGCUGCCGAUGGACAACUCGGUAUCUACGAUGUUCAUGAUCUCGUCCAGCUUGAUGCCGCCACUGUCGCUUGUGUUAUCAAAGUAGACCGAGAGUCUCUCCGUGUGGUGGACCAGAAUGGUUCUAUCCGCAAUAUUCUUCCUACGCAAAUCGCAAACAAGAUUACUCCCCGCCGCGAUGCUGUGGCUACUGAUCGCAAUGGCGCAGAGAUUCGAAGUGGUGAUACCGUUCGCGAGGUUUACGGAGAGCAGCGCAGUGGAGUAAUCCGCCAUAUCCACCGUUCGUUCCUUUUCUUGCAUAAUAAGGCCCAAGCUGAGAACGCCGGUAUCGCUGUGGUGCGAACAACGAAUGUUGUUACCGUGUCAGCCAGAGGCGGUCGGCCCACUGGACCGGAUCUCACUAAGAUGAACCCUGCCCUGGCGAUGCAGACUCCUGGAGGCGGCGCUGCAAUGCCACCACCUCGUCGCGGCCGCGACCAGCUGAUCGGAAAGACUGUGACUAUCCGCAAGGGUCGUUAUAAGGGUCUUGUCGGUAUUGUCCGCGACGCAGACGACAGCUCCGCUCAAGUUGAACUUUACACAUCUAACAAGCCCGUACAUAUCCCUCGCGACAUCCUGACACCUAAAGAUCCUGUUUCCAAACAGCCCCUCUCCAUGGGCCGUGGAAGAGGAGGAGGUGGCCCCGGAGGGCGAACUCCAUACACUUCUUCAAGCGGUCCUGGAAGAGAUAGUUGGGCCGGUGGUCGAACACCGAUUGCGGCCGCUGAUUCGUCUAGAACACCCGCUUGGAAUGGCGCUUCUGCCAGAACUCCCGCUUGGGGUGGCGUGAGUGGCGGCCGUACCCCGGCCUGGAGGAACGACGGCUCUCGUACCGCGAACCCUUACGAAGGAAACCGCACCGCAUAUGGAGGAGUUGGCAGCCGAACCCCGUCCUGGACCUCGGGAUCUAAGACACCAUACGACUCCAGCUCCGGCUUCGACGCUUUUGCCUCUGGAUCCCGCACUCCUGGCUGGAACGCCAGUGGGGCCAACGCAGGAGGCCGUACUCCUGGCUGGAACAGCAUGUCCGCCGGCAGAGACCAGCGUGAUUUCGACGAUGCCCCAACUCCUGGUGGAAACUACUCCGCCCCUACCCCCGGCGUAUACGCUGCUCCGACCCCUGGUGCACCAACUCCUGGCGGAUGGCCCGAAAGUGCCCCCACCCCCGGUGGGGCUUUCAGCGCGCCCACACCCGGUGGCCCCUCGAAGCGAGACUAUGACGCUCCAACCCCUGCGGCGUUCGAUGCGCCAACUCCGGCAAUGGGUGGAAUGGCUGCUACGCCUGGUGCUGGGUAUGGUGGCAAUGAUGGAGGACCACGGUACGACGACAGCCCGAGUCCGUAG
Messenger RNA from Penicillium hordei, 3084 nucleotides. It is a transcript of the gene spt5, whose product is annotated as transcription elongation factor spt5. Gene Ontology annotation, cellular component: DSIF complex. Lineage: Eukaryota; Fungi; Ascomycota; Eurotiomycetes; Eurotiales; Aspergillaceae. Gene Ontology annotation, molecular function: mRNA binding; protein binding. Bases 1 to 3084 code for a protein of 1027 amino acids. Gene Ontology annotation, biological process: regulation of DNA-templated transcription elongation; transcription elongation by RNA polymerase II; regulation of transcription by RNA polymerase II. The transcript has 5 exons. The record is from RefSeq and is a predicted model, not a curated record.